CUGCUGGCGACCCUGGAACUCGGCUCUCCCCGAUCUUCGUCUUGGGGCACCGUCCCUGCCGUCUGCAGCCCCCAGGCCCCACUGCCUCUAACUCAGCGGCCUAGGCCCGUCCCAGUCGCUAGUUUUCUUUUUGGCAUUGCCCUUUGCCCUCCCAUGCAGUCCUCUGUUGACUCUCUCUUCAGUUACAGUCACCCCUAGGUCACCCUCCCUCUACCACAGUCACCCAUUUUGUCCCCUAUCCCCUUACUCUUCUUCACCUCUCCCCGGGCCGCCUUCUCAGAGGACUCUGCCGACGGAGAUGCUGCGGACCCCGCGGCCAGGGGCUGCUCCCCGGACAACCCUGCGUCCACCUUUGCCCCUUCCUCGGGGGCGCGAGAGGCAAGUUUCCGCUCCGUCCUUUUCCCGGUGACAGGACUUGGCGGCGGCCACUGCCGGGGAGGCACAGGCAGAGACGGCCUGGCUCCCGAGCCCCCUCCCCUGCUCGUGAGCUCGCGCGGUCUGUCUCUCCGCAAGUGCGGAGACGCGGAGGAGGAGGAGGAGGAGGAGGAGGAGGAGGGAGUUGGGGGAGGAUCUCCAUUGAAAUAAACAACCAGGCAGCAGUUAUUAACACGGGAACAUGGCGGCCGCAGCCUCGGCUACAGCUUCGGCGGCGAAGGUCAGCGCCGACGGCAGCCGGCACCUGACGGCGUGACCGACCCGAGCCGAUUUCUCUUGGAUUUGGCUACACACUUAUAGAUCUUCUGCACUGUUUACAGGCACAGUUGCUGAUAUGUGUUCAAGAUGAGUGGGAUGGGAGAAAAUACCUCUGACCCCUCCAGGGCAGAGACAAGAAAGCGCAAGGAAUGUCCUGACCAACUUGGACCCAGCCCCAAAAGGAACACUGAAAAACGUAAUCGUGAACAGGAAAAUAAAUAUAUAGAAGAACUUGCAGAGUUGAUUUUUGCAAAUUUUAAUGAUAUAGACAACUUUAACUUCAAACCUGACAAAUGUGCAAUCUUAAAAGAAACUGUGAAGCAAAUUCGUCAGAUCAAAGAACAAGAGAAAGCAGCAGCUGCCAACAUAGAUGAAGUGCAGAAGUCAGAUGUAUCCUCUACAGGGCAGGGUGUCAUCGACAAGGAUGCGCUGGGGCCUAUGAUGCUUGAGGCCCUUGAUGGGUUCUUCUUUGUGGUGAACCUGGAAGGCAACGUUGUGUUUGUGUCAGAGAAUGUGACACAGUAUCUAAGGUAUAACCAAGAAGAGCUGAUGAACAAAAGUGUAUAUAGCAUCUUGCAUGUUGGGGACCACACGGAAUUUGUCAAAAACCUGCUGCCAAAGUCAAUAGUAAAUGGGGGAUCUUGGUCCGGUGAACCUCCGAGGCGGAACAGCCAUACCUUCAAUUGUCGGAUGCUGGUGAAACCUUUACCUGAUUCAGAAGAGGAGGGUCAUGAUAACCAGGAAGCUCAUCAGAAAUAUGAAACUAUGCAGUGCUUUGCUGUCUCUCAACCAAAGUCCAUCAAAGAAGAAGGAGAAGAUUUGCAGUCCUGCUUGAUUUGCGUGGCAAGAAGAGUUCCCAUGAAGGAAAGACCAGUUCUUCCCUCAUCAGAAAGUUUUACUACUCGCCAGGAUCUCCAAGGCAAGAUCACUUCUCUGGAUACCAGCACCAUGAGAGCAGCCAUGAAACCAGGCUGGGAGGACCUGGUAAGAAGGUGCAUUCAGAAGUUCCAUGCGCAGCAUGAAGGAGAAUCUGUGUCCUAUGCUAAGAGGCAUCAUCAUGAAGUACUGAGACAAGGAUUGGCAUUCAGUCAAAUCUAUCGUUUUUCCUUGUCUGAUGGCACUCUUGUUGCUGCACAAACGAAGAGCAAACUCAUCCGUUCUCAGACUACUAAUGAACCUCAACUUGUAAUAUCUUUACAUAUGCUUCACAGAGAGCAGAAUGUGUGUGUGAUGAAUCCGGAUCUGACUGGACAAACGAUGGGGAAGCCACUGAAUCCAAUUAGCUCUAACAGCCCUGCCCAUCAGGCCCUGUGCAGUGGGAACCCAGGUCAGGACAUGACCCUCAGUAGCAAUAUAAAUUUUCCCAUAAAUGGCCCAAAGGAACAAAUGGGCAUGCCCAUGGGCAGGUUUGGUGGUUCUGGGGGAAUGAACCAUGUGUCAGGCAUGCAAGCAACCACUCCUCAGGGUAGUAACUAUGCACUCAAAAUGAACAGCCCCUCACAAAGCAGCCCUGGCAUGAAUCCAGGACAGCCCACCUCCAUGCUUUCACCAAGGCAUCGCAUGAGCCCUGGAGUGGCUGGCAGCCCUCGAAUCCCACCCAGUCAGUUUUCCCCUGCAGGAAGCUUGCAUUCCCCUGUGGGAGUUUGCAGCAGCACAGGAAAUAGCCAUAGUUAUACCAACAGCUCCCUCAAUGCACUUCAGGCCCUCAGCGAGGGGCACGGGGUCUCAUUAGGGUCAUCGUUGGCUUCACCAGACCUAAAAAUGGGCAAUUUGCAAAACUCCCCAGUUAAUAUGAAUCCUCCCCCACUCAGCAAGAUGGGAAGCUUGGACUCAAAAGACUGUUUUGGACUAUAUGGGGAGCCCUCUGAAGGUACAACUGGACAAGCAGAGAGCAGCUGCCAUCCUGGAGAGCAAAAGGAAACAAAUGACCCCAACCUGCCCCCGGCCGUGAGCAGUGAGAGAGCUGACGGGCAGAGCAGACUGCAUGACAGCAAAGGGCAGACCAAACUCCUGCAGCUGCUGACCACCAAAUCUGAUCAGAUGGAGCCUUCGCCCUUAGCCAGCUCUUUGUCGGAUACAAACAAAGACUCCACAGGUAGUUUGCCUGGUUCCGGGUCUACACAUGGAACCUCGCUCAAGGAGAAGCAUAAAAUUUUGCACAGACUCUUGCAGGACAGCAGUUCCCCUGUGGACUUGGCCAAGUUAACAGCAGAAGCCACAGGCAAAGACCUGAGCCAGGAGUCCAGCAGCACAGCUCCUGGAUCAGAAGUGACUAUUAAACAAGAGCCGGUGAGCCCCAAGAAGAAAGAGAAUGCACUACUUCGCUAUUUGCUAGAUAAAGAUGAUACUAAAGAUAUUGGUUUACCAGAAAUAACCCCCAAACUUGAGCGACUGGACAGUAAGACAGAUCCUGCCAGUAACACAAAAUUAAUAGCAAUGAAAACUGAGAAGGAGGAGAUGAGCUUUGAGCCUGGUGACCAGCCUGGCAGUGAGCUGGACAACUUGGAGGAGAUUUUGGAUGAUUUGCAGAAUAGUCAAUUACCACAGCUUUUCCCAGACACGAGGCCAGGCGCCCCUGCUGGAUCAGUUGACAAGCAAGCCAUCAUCAAUGACCUCAUGCAACUCACAGCUGAAAACAGCCCUGUCACACCUAUUGGAGCCCAGAAAACAGCACUGCGAAUUUCACAGAGCACUUUUAAUAACCCACGACCAGGGCAACUGGGCAGGUUAUUGCCAAACCAGAAUUUACCACUUGACAUCACAUUGCAAAGCCCAACUGGUGCUGGACCUUUCCCACCAAUCAGAAACAGUAGUCCCUACUCAGUGAUACCUCAGCCAGGAAUGAUGGGUAAUCAAGGGAUGAUAGGAAACCAAGGAAAUUUAGGGAACAGUAGCACAGGAAUGAUUGGUAGCAGUGCUUCUCGGCCUACUAUGCCAUCUGGAGAAUGGGCACCACAGAGUUCGGCUGUGAGAGUCACCUGUGCUGCUACCACCAGUGCCAUGAACCGGCCAGUCCAAGGAGGUAUGAUUCGGAACCCAGCAGCCAGCAUCCCCAUGAGGCCCAGCAGCCAGCCUGGCCAAAGACAGACGCUUCAGUCUCAGGUCAUGAAUAUAGGGCCAUCUGAAUUAGAGAUGAACAUGGGGGGACCUCAGUAUAGCCAACAACAAGCUCCUCCAAAUCAGACUGCCCCAUGGCCUGAAAGCAUCCUGCCUAUAGACCAGGCGUCUUUUGCCGGCCAAAACAGGCAGCCAUUUGGCAGUUCUCCAGAUGACUUGCUAUGUCCACAUCCUGCAGCCGAGUCUCCGAGUGAUGAGGGAGCUCUCCUGGACCAGCUGUAUCUGGCCUUGCGGAAUUUUGAUGGCCUGGAGGAGAUUGAUAGAGCCUUAGGAAUACCCGAACUGGUCAGCCAGAGCCAAGCAGUAGAUCCAGAACAGUUCUCAAGUCAGGAUUCCAACAUCAUGCUGGAGCAGAAGGCGCCCGUUUUCCCCCAGCAGUAUGCAUCUCAGGCACAAAUGGCCCAGGGUAGCUAUUCUCCCAUGCAAGAUCCAAACUUUCACACCAUGGGACAGCGGCCUAGUUAUGCCACACUCCGUAUGCAGCCCAGACCGGGCCUCAGGCCCACGGGCCUAGUGCAGAACCAGCCAAAUCAACUGAGACUUCAACUUCAGCAUCGCCUCCAAGCACAGCAGAAUCGCCAGCCACUUAUGAAUCAAAUCAGCAAUGUUUCCAAUGUGAACUUGACUCUGAGGCCUGGAGUACCAACACAGGCACCUAUUAAUGCACAGAUGCUGGCCCAGAGACAGAGGGAAAUCCUGAACCAGCAUCUUCGACAGAGACAAAUGCAUCAGCAACAGCAAGUUCAGCAACGAACUUUGAUGAUGAGAGGACAAGGGUUGAAUAUGACACCAAGCAUGGUGGCUCCUAGUGGUAUGCCAGCAACUAUGAGCAACCCUCGGAUUCCCCAGGCAAAUGCACAGCAGUUUCCAUUUCCUCCAAACUACGGAAUAAGUCAGCAACCUGAUCCAGGCUUUACUGGGGCUACAACUCCCCAGAGCCCAGUUAUGUCACCCCGAAUGGCACAUACACAGAGUCCCAUGAUGCAACAGUCUCAGGCCAACCCAGCCUAUCAGGCCCCCUCCGACAUGAAUGGAUGGGCACAGGGGAACAUGGGUGGAAACAGCAUGUUUUCCCAGCAGUCCCCACCACACUUUGGGCAGCAAGCAAACACCAGCAUGUACAGUAACAACAUGAACAUCAAUGUGUCCAUGGCGACCAACACAGGUGGCAUGAGCAGCAUGAACCAGAUGACAGGACAGAUCAGCAUGACCUCAGUGACCUCCGUGCCUACGUCGGGGCUGUCCUCCAUGGGUCCCGAGCAGGUUAAUGAUCCUGCUCUGAGGGGAGGCAACCUGUUCCCAAACCAGCUGCCUGGAAUGGAUAUGAUUAAGCAGGAGGGAGACACAACACGGAAAUAUUGCUGACACUGCUGAAGCCAGUUGCUUCUUCAGCUGACCGGGCUCACUUGCUCAAAACACUUCCAGUCUGGAGAGCUGUGUCUAUUUGUUUCAACCCAACUGACCUGCCAGCCAGUUCUGCUAGAGCAGACAGGCCUGGCCCUGGUUCCCAGGGUGGCGUCCACUCAGCUGUGGCAGGAGGAGCUGCCUCUUCUCUUUGACAGUCUGAAGCUCGCAUCCAGACAGUCGCUCAGUCUGUUCACUGCAUUCACCUUAGUGCAACUUAGAUCUCUCCUGCAAAAGUAAAUGUUGACAGGCAAAUUUCAUACCCAUGUCAGAUUGAAUGUAUUUAAAUGUAUGUAUUUAAAGGAGAACCAUGCUCUUGUUCUGUUCCUGUUCGGUUCCAGACACUGGUUUCUUGCUUUGUUUUCCCUGGCUAACAGUCUAGUGCAAAAGAUAAAGAUUUUAUCUGGGGGAAAGAAAAGAAUUUUUUAAAAAAUUAAACUAAAGAUGUUUUAAGCUAAAGCCUGAAUUUGGGAUGGAAGCAGGACAGACACCGUGGACAGCGCUGUAUUUACAGACACACCCAGUGCGUGAAGACCAACAAAGUCACAGUCGUAUCUCUAGAAAGCUCUAAAGACCAUGUUGGAAAGUGUCUCCAGUUACUGAACAGAUGAAAAGGAGCCUGUGAGAGGGCUGUUAACAUUAGCAAAUAUUUUUUCCUUGUUUUUUCUUUGUUAAAACCAAACUGGUUCACCUGAAUCAUGAAUCGAGAAGAAAUAAUUUUCAUUUCUAAAUUAAGUCCCUUUUAGUUUGAUCAGACAGCUUGAAUCAGCAUCUCUUCUUCCCUGUCAGCCUGACUCUUCCCUUCCCCUCUCUCAUUCCCCAUACUCCCUACUUUCAUUCCUUUUUUAAAAAAUAAUAUAAGCUACAGAAACCAGGUAAGCCCUUUAUUUCCUUAAAUGUUUUGCCAGCCACUUACCAAUUGCUAAGUAUUGAAUUUCAGAAAAAAAAGAAAAAACGCAUUUACUGGCAAGGAGAAGAGCAAAGUUAAGACUUGAUACCGAUCGAGCUAAGGAUACCUGCUUUGGAAGCAUGUUUAUUCUGUUCCCCAGCAACUCUGGCCUCCAAAAUGGGAGAAAACGCCAGUGUGUUUAAAUUGAUAGCAGAUAUCACGACAGAUUUAACCUCUGCCAUGUGUUUUUUAUUUUGUUUUUUAGCAGUGCUGACUAAGCCGAAGUUUUGUAAGGUACAUAAAAUCCAAUUUAUAUGUAAACAAGCAAUAAUUUAAGUUGAGAACUUAUGUGUUUUAAUUGUAUAAUUUUUGUGAGGUAUACAUAUUGUGGAAUUGACUCAAAAAUGAGGUACUUCAGUAUUAAAUUAGAUAUCUUCAUAGCAAUGUCUCCUAAAGGUGUUUUGUAAAGGAUAUCAAUGCCUUGAUUAGACCUAAUUUGUAGACUUAAGACUUUUUAUUUUCUAAACCUUGUGAUUCUGCUUAUAAGUCAUUUAUCUAAUCUAUAUGAUAUGCAGCCGCUGUAGGAACCAAUUCUUGAUUUUUAUAUGUUUAUAUUCUUUCUUAAUGAACCUUAGAAAGACUACAUGUUACUAAGCAGGCCACUUUUAUGGUUGUUUUUCUUGCCCACUCUGGUAGGGGAAUAAUCUUUUAUUAAUAGGUGUCAGUUUCAGACAACUGCAAUACCAAGAAACUGAUGACCUUUUUUGAGCUAUUUCUCCUUAACCCCCAAUACCUUUCUUACCUAAAUUUCAGAAUGAUAUCUUUUUGAUGUCUGAAAAGCAAAGCAUUUUAUAAUAUCUCAUUAGCCAGGCUUUUUAGGAACAGAGAAGUUUUUCCUUGAAAUUUGAUUGUUUAUUUGUGGCAGGGUGAAAAAUGUACAAACUACCCCUAUUUAUACUUAUAUCUCUCUCUAUAUGUACAGAUUAUGGAAAUAUAGAAAGAGAUAUAGCCCAAAGAUAGAUGGUAAGUAGACAGUCUGAAAAUGUUGCUCCAUACUAAAGAAACUUUCUGGAAAUUUGCAUUUUGCUACUUUUUUCCACUUGAGAGGGGUCUCAAUACAGGGAGGUGGCCAAGGAACAGCACUUCUCAGUGGCCACCAGUUCAUAUAUCCCCUCAAAAGGCUCUACUUUUCUCCACCAAACCAUUGGGUUGCCCAACUGUGAUGGAAAAAACAAGCAGAUGUUGACCCGGAACUCCAGGACCUCCCCGUGGGCUGAGGCUCAUGUGGCAUACAAUUCAGUGUGACCAGUUUUAAUGUUUAGAAAUAUGUGAAUUAGAAUGACUUUUAACUUCACACAGCACAAAAGAGAAAUGGAGUUUAAACUGGAUUUGUUUUGAGUUUCAAGUCCCUUUUCACUACAACACCGUCCAAAACUAUCUACCUAUCUCUUCUUUUUUAUCCAUCUGCCUGCUGUAUUUUAAUGUCAAUCCUAAUUCAGGCAAAUCCGCAACUUCAUGAUACUGGUAAUUUAUAAUAAUUCAUGAUCAUUGCUGUUUUGAAGGAAAAGAAAUGAUAAAUUCUCUUACGGUUUCAAUCAGGUAAUGGAUUUUGUUUUACAUCUAGUUAGGAGAAGAAAAGUAAGUGAAGGAAUCCUCUGAUCAUAUUGAUCACUAUAGAAGCAAAAGCCAAAUCAGUUCCCUUCAUUAUCAGUAUUUCUCAUGCUGUACACAAUAAAUUUGUUAGACUGAGUACUUGGUUUUUGUUUAAUAGAACAAAUAAUCAGUGUUUCACUUAUAUUACUAAAUGUGAAAAACAUAAUGUGAAAAGUAUACAUACAUUAACUUGGUUGUAAAACUCAUUUUAAGUGUUCAUGUAAUGUGGUAAGUUUAAAAAGUGAAGUGAGCUGUUUUACUAUAAUGAAUUCGUUUGACUCAAAGAUUAAAAUGCCCCUCCCCCUAUGUGUAUCUCUUAUGGCCUGUAAUAAUCGAAAGCAAUGUUUUUGCAGUUUAUAUAAUGCAAUUUUUAAUCUGUGUUCAAAAAUGGAGUUCAUAUGGGCUUAACACAUGAAAUGGGUGGCACAGAUCCACUUGCAGAACCCAAAGAUACACAAUCAAUUUUGAAAUGCAACUUAAGCCAUUAAUUGUUGGUGUGAAUUUAAAAUUUUCUAGUGUUUGUAUGGUAGUAUGCUGCCUAAGAGCAAAGCAUUCUCUGCACAAAAGAAAAUUACUGUAGUGGCUUCGAUUUUAAUUAGAAUUUUCUCCCUGGUGUUUCUUUAUAGACUAAAACAAAAUCUUUUAAGUUUCUUACUACAGGUAAAAGCUAUGUGCAAGAACCUCAAAAUGCUAAAAUCUAGCAUAAUGCCUUAGAUCUGUUUUUAAGUCUUGUAUAUUCCUACAUAGCUGUCCGAUGUAUUAUAUUUGUAUAGUGAAUUGUGUACAAUUUUUGAAUAAGUGCAUCAUCACUUAACCUUUAUGUUGUUUGAAUAGUGAUGAUGAUACAUUUCUUCAAACAUUUAACUGUCAUUUUUUUUCUUUGUCAUUUGUGAGUUUUAUUUGUACAGUUCCUCAUGAAGUUGCAUCUGAGAUGUGUGUAUAUGAAAAGAUUAUACAAGGGUAAAAUUAAGCAAUAUAUUAACUAUGGUUCUUCAGGAGAAAGCUUACAGUGUUUCAGGUUGUGAUUUAUUUUCAAAAUGGAGUUGACUCUGAACAUCACUUUGUUCACCUGCAUUGAUGUUUGUAUUUCUAGUGUGAGCAGUUUAUGCAAAGGUAGAUAUAUUCAGAGAAAUUUUAAAUACAUUUAUGCAAGUUAAUAUUGCUUUGCUGAUGCUAUUUGCUUAUUUGAUGUUAAAUAAUGCUAUUGUAAAUAAAGAAUUCUGUUGUUAUUGCAUCAUUUAAUAAAUUUUAAUGCCUUCGGGUUUUA
Pongo pygmaeus (Bornean orangutan) is the source of this 9023-nucleotide messenger RNA. It is a transcript of the gene NCOA2, whose product is annotated as nuclear receptor coactivator 2. Gene Ontology annotation, biological process: positive regulation of transcription by RNA polymerase II; cellular response to hormone stimulus. Lineage: Eukaryota; Metazoa; Chordata; Mammalia; Primates; Hominidae. The record is from RefSeq and is a predicted model, not a curated record. Gene Ontology annotation, cellular component: nucleus. Gene Ontology annotation, molecular function: protein dimerization activity; nuclear receptor binding. The transcript is spliced from 23 exons. Bases 781 to 5175 code for a protein of 1464 amino acids.